Molecule: messenger RNA, 2129 nt
Organism: Coregonus clupeaformis (lake whitefish)
Lineage: Eukaryota; Metazoa; Chordata; Actinopteri; Salmoniformes; Salmonidae
Product: RNA binding protein fox-1 homolog 3
Exons: 17
Coding region: 639-1814 (391 amino acids)
Biological process (GO): nervous system development; regulation of alternative mRNA splicing, via spliceosome
Cellular component (GO): cytoplasm; nucleus
Molecular function (GO): mRNA binding
Source: RefSeq, a predicted model, not a curated record
UAAGCACAGCACACUAGACUCACGCUACUGAGACACGCUAGCAACAGUAGAGCCUCUGAAUCCGCUCUGCCCCAAUCACACACUGGCUAACAGAUCACUUCACACACACAGCCCUUCCUUCUCCUCCUCCUCAUCCUCCUCUCUCUCUCUUUCACUCACUCGCCCUCGUUCUCUUGCUCUGAACACUUCCUUUGGUAGCGGAGGAGUGUGUGACUGCAUGUGUAUCUGUCCAGUGCAGGGAUAGCAGCGGAGCGAGAGAUAGAUAGAGACAGAGAGAAAGAGACAGAAUGCCAGCAGAGUGACAGCACUCGGUAACAGGACAGAGAGAGAAGAGAGAGGACCUUGAGACUACGACUAACUUGUAUCAAUGUGAAGAGGUCUCAGAGAUCCAACGACAAGGUCAGAAACAGACACAAGACCGGGACCAAGGCGUGAAGAAGAGAAUAGAUUCUGAGUGUGUGAUAGAGAGCAAGGAGCAUCAGACACCAGUGGACAUCGUCUUUCCAGACCAAGGCCUUCUGAGAUUGCAGAAACAACAAGGUUCAGAGUAAAGAAAGAUCCACAGCCUUCUGACUCCACCUCACAGCCUCACCCUAACUGGCAGCACAGAAGUCCCUUCACUCGCCACUGUCAGCUGUAUGGAUACCCCCAGCUGGGCAGAAACCAAACCAGGAAGUGGCUUGUGUAAGGAGCAGGGAACCAUUGCUCUCUUUGGCAACGUGGUGUACAGCGGCCUGCUCAACGAGCACAUCUGGCAUUUUGGGGUACCCCUCGUCACCAGACUGGGUAACCAAGUGGCACCAGCCCCCCCUGAAGCGAUGGCCCAGCCCUACCCACCAGCCCAGUACCCCCCUCCCCCCCAGAACGGCAUCCCAGCAGAGUACACCGCCCCCCACCCUCCUCACCCCCACCCGCCGGCAGACUACACGGGGCAGAGCGCAGUGGCUGAGCACGCCCUAACGCUGUACGCAGCCACACAGACACACAGCGAACAGCCCGGCAACGAGAACAACACACCCACCCUCAGCGCCACAACAGUAUCGCAGGCAGACGAGGUUGCGCAGACGGAGGGCUCUCAGCAGCUCCACCUGCAGCAGUGUGAUUCGUCAGAGAAGCAGCAACCCAAACGGUUACACGUCUCCAACAUCCCUUUCCGCUUCAGAGACCCAGACCUCAGGCAAAUGUUUGGGCAAUUUGGGAAGAUUUUAGACGUGGAGAUUAUUUUUAACGAGCGAGGCUCCAAGGGUUUUGGGUUUGUAACAUUUGAAACGAGUGCAGAUGCGGACCGUGCGCGGGAGAAACUAAAUGGUACAAUCGUAGAGGGACGCAAAAUAGAGGUCAACAACGCAACAGCAAGAGUAAUGACAAACAAAAAGGUGUCAAACCCUUACACAAACGGCUGGAAGCUGAACCCCAUGGUGGGAGCUGUCUAUGGUCCUGAAUUGUAUGCAGUGGCAGGUUUUCCCUACCCUAGUACAGGAGCGACGGUAGCCUAUCGCGGCGCUCAUUUCAGAGGGAGGGGGCGGGCCGUCUACAACACAUUCCGCGCCGCGCCCCCACCCCCACCCAUCCCUGCCUACGGAGCUGUUGUUUACCAGGACGGCUUCUAUGGUGCAGAAAUAUACGGAGGUUAUGCAGCAUACAGAUACACCCAGCCAGCAGCCACGGCUGCAGCCGCAUACAGCGACAGUUACGGGAGAGUCUAUGCAACAGCGGACCCAUAUCACCACACGAUUGGUCCUGCGGCCACGUACAGUGUGGGUACAAUGGCUAGCCUAUACAGAGGAGGUUGCAGUCGCUUCACUCCCUACUAGAGAGAGAGAGGGGGACAAACGCCUCCUUCCUUCUGCCCCCCAGCAAAACAAACUAACAAACAAACAAAAACAACUAUCAAACUAAACGCCCCCUUCCUCGUGGAAAACUAAAACUAGAACAAAACACUUCCAGGUCCAAAAAACACAUGAACCCCUUGUCAAGAAUCUCUCAAAUUGAUGUCUCAUUUUAAGAGUUGUAUUUGACUAUAUGCAUUGUCUUUCAUUGCUGUACUGUAAAUUAUGCUAUUUUUUAUUUCCUGUAUUUCUCUGGGUUGAGAUUGAUGGUUUAUUGAAUGUAAGAAAGCACGUGGUGCA